AUUGAGAUGGAUCUGAAUAAAAAAAAAAAGUACGCGUGUGCCCUUCCUCAAUAUUUCAUCCGCUUCUUUUUUCCCCUUUCUAGUUUCUACUCCAUCGAUCCUCAUUCCUUCUCCUACCUCUCGAUUUCUUCUGCAACAAGCGGCUCCACUGGUUCGCCGACAGCCUCCGCCACAGACGAAGCCACCGACAUCCUCCGCCAUAGACGAGCCGCCGACAACUUCCUCUUGCCUCCGCCAACGACUCCGACUUAUGUUGUAGAAUCAGGUGUUGGUGCAUAUACACCUUGAGGCUUGAAUUCAAAACCACCAAAAAGCAAAAAUGGCUUCUUCUUCUUCAAAGUUCCUGAGAAGGUUAUCCACAUCUCUCAAUUCCAUACAGAACCACUCACGUUUCUUAUCGUCUUCUUCAAAUUCUAGAAUAGUUCUUGAACAUUUGAGUUUUGCUCUUCAUCCUUCUUCUUCCCUUUCAUAUAAUGAUAACCAUAGUCGUAUUGGUAGUAGAGAUUUCUGCUCUCAGACUUCUAAUUUGAACCAAGUUCUUUCUCAAGGACCUGCUGCCAUUGAUUACAGUUCUUUGCUACAGGAGGAUGAAUUUCACAAACUAGCCGAUGCAACAAUUCAUGAUUUAUUAGAGAAGAUAGAGGAAUAUGGUGAUUCUGUUGACAUUGAUGGUUUUGACAUAGACUAUGGGAACCAAGUUUUAACUGUAAAGUUUGGUGAUUUGGGAACAUAUGUGCUGAACAAACAGACGCCAAAUAGACAGAUUUGGAUGUCUUCACCUGUCAGUGGUCCUUCGAGGUUUGACUGGGAUCAAAAUGAUGAAGGUUGGAUAUACAGGAGGACAAAGGCUAAACUUCUAGAAACACUUGAAAAUGAGAUACAUCAAUUAUGUGGUGAGCCUAUAAGACUUUCUUGAAUGCCACGUGGCAUGUUAAUGUUAUAGGUUUACAGUUUUGAAGUCAAUCUUCUUCUGCUAUUGUUCCUAGUAUCUAUUUGUAUCGCAUGCAAUAAAAGUUGUACAUUGCUGUGGAUUUGUUGACUAUAUACUUAAAGUUAAAUACUUUGAAAGAAAUGUAUUACUACCAUUGAAGAGACAUUAGGUCAAGACGGAUUCUUUUGAAAAUUGGAAGUGAGUGGACAAUUCAAAGAAAGGG
Lactuca virosa is the source of this 1154-nucleotide messenger RNA. The record is from the annotation of a GenBank genome assembly. NCBI's taxonomy places the organism in Eukaryota, Viridiplantae, Streptophyta, Magnoliopsida, Asterales, Asteraceae.